Molecule: messenger RNA, 2421 nt
Organism: Aspergillus wentii DTO 134E9
Lineage: Eukaryota; Fungi; Ascomycota; Eurotiomycetes; Eurotiales; Aspergillaceae
Product: ankyrin repeat and protein kinase domain-containing protein
Exons: 2
Coding region: 1-2421 (806 amino acids)
Biological process (GO): protein phosphorylation
Molecular function (GO): protein binding; ATP binding; protein kinase activity
Source: RefSeq, a predicted model, not a curated record
AUGUUCUCCCGUUCCAAGAGGAAGGCUGAGCUUCGAGAGGAGCUGGUCCUUGCUCUCAGUGAUACCAUCCACAAGCGGCACAUCCCAGCGGAAAGCUUCGUGACGCGAAGCAGCCUGACAACUAUCUGGACAUUUUCGCGUCGCUUGGAAAGGUUUAUCGAUCUGAUGAGACUUGGUGUUCCAAAGCCUUGUAUUCCGAUAGUGAAAGACGAAUUUAUCCAGACCAUCUCAAUCCUGGUUUAUAUCGGCUGGACGGAAUGGCACCGGUUUGGCCAGGUAUUUCUCGACCAUUUCGACGCUCAAGGAAACAGAGACCGGUCAGACCGGAUGAUCCCUACGAAUACAUUGACCACACUGGAGGACAACUCAUAUCUAGGAAGGCUGUGGGCUGGAAGAUUUCUCGAGAAUCAAUACACUUUUUGCCCAGUGGAUUUGAAAGAAGGGGAAAACGGCCCCGUAUCCAAGGAAUGGAGGCUUCCUUUCAUCAACACACACGAAGAAAUAAUCGGGAAAGGGGGGUAUGGCAAGGUCACCAAAGAGAUUGUGGCUGGAGAGCACUUUGAUCUCGAACCAGCGCACCCAGGAUUGUUGAAUAAGAAAGACAUCCAGGUUGCUCGCAAACGUUUCAUCACAAGGGGGGACUUUCACCGUGAAACCAGAAACCUCAACUUGCUGCGCUCCAGCCUAUGCCAACACGACCGAAUCCUUCCCCACCUGGCAACGAUCACCAUCGGUAAUGAGUGCAAUGUUCUUUCCUCGCUGGCUGACAUGGAUCUUGAGAAAUUUCUCCAAGGGGAGUUUACAAGACCAUUCACUCUCAAAGACCUUCUUGCCGAAGCAGCAGUAUUAGCCGGCGCGCUGGCUUUUCUGCACAGUGGUAUACAAGUCGAAGACUCAGUGAAAGAGUUUUGUCACAGGGAUAUGAAGCCGGCCAAUAUACUAGUAUUUUAUGGGGAGGGGGGCGCGAAUAAAUACCCAGUGGGCAAAUGGAAAAUAUCUGAUUUUGGUAUCUCGACCAUUAUCCAGCCGGAAAGAAGACCAUCCAAUGCUGCUGGCAUUCCCGAUAAUUUCACUCACACGGUGCACGUAACUGCUCCAGCUCGCUUCAAAGGGCCAUAUCAGUCACCCGAGGUCUGCCUAGGGGAGAAAUACGGUCGUCGCAGUGACGUCUGGUCUCUUGGGUGUAUCCUUGUCCGGGUUCUGGCACUCGAACUGGAAGGGCAUGAAGGGCUGGCGAGACUGGACGAGAAGAGGUCUAAAGCCGCGGAUGGGAUUUCGGAUUAUGAGAAUGAUUAUUUCCAUCGAGGGUCGCCUCCAGCUCUCAAUCCACAUAUCGAAGCAUGGCUGAACGAACUUCCUGAGCGAUGCUUGCCUUAUUCUAGCCAGCUUUUGCAAGAAUGCAGAGACUUGCUUUUAUCGAUGUUAGCCAUCGACAAAGAUAACAGGCCAUCAGCGCAAAAUGUCUGCGGCCUACUGCACGAUCUCACAGGUCUCGCUGAUCAGCUAGAUACUAGCUCGUCAUCUGAUCUGGGCUCAUAUAGUCUGACCACUUCACCACCACCAUCAGAUACACCAAGUGAUGUCACACCAUACAAACCUCCAUCAGGCAGAUCUACAGUGCCAGUCGAGUAUCUCGUGGAGGCAAUUCAGAAAAACGACACGAGAGGAAUAGAAACUAUGCUGGCUGGGACUGUGGAUGUUGAAGAUAAGCAUGAAAAUGAUCGCCCGCUAAUUCAUGCUAUUCGAGUAGCCAAUCUUCAGGCGAUCGGAAUGCUUCUGAACCAGCGACAAUGGCUAGAUCUCGAGACCCCCGACCUAUAUGGACACACUCCUCUGCGGCUUGCCACUGAUGCUGGAAGCCAUGAGAUGGUCAGCUUGCUACUGGGAUACGGUGCCUCAGUCGACGGCCGGUCUAAGAACGACAUCACGCCCCUUAUGAGGGCUGCCAGACACGGCUAUCCUGAUAUAGCUGAGACCUUGCUGAAAGCAGGAGCAAACAUUCUCGCCUGUUGCUCAGAUGGAUACACAAGUCUUCACUACACUGCCUGGAGCAAGCUGGGAGGGGAGGUGAUCCGGCUCUUCCACGGCAAAAUGCCUAUCGACAUUCAUCGAACCACCAAUCAGGAGACACCGUUGCUUACUCUUGUCAAGAACUAUGAGAACAACCCUCCAUGGUGGGACAAGUUGGAUGCAAUGCUUGGGGGAGGGGCCGAUGUUAACAUGGCGGACUCAAGAGGGUUCACGCCGCUUUAUUUUGCGGUGACAGAAGAUUACUAUCCACUUGCGCAGCGGCUUGCUCAACACGAAGCUCAGUAUGGAGAGAGACCUGUUCCUCACCGAAUGUCGUCGGAAAUGAAGAUGCUAGUGAGGCGCCAAACUGGACGAUUUAGCCGAAUUUAUCGGAAGAGUCUUGAUUCUUGA